GACGCGGCUCAGCUUUGGGGACAGGCUGCUUCUGAACUGUACAGCAGGUGGGGAGCCCAAGCCCAGGAUAAUCUGGAGGUUGCCCUCCAAGGCUCUUGUGGACCAGUGGCACAGGAGAGAGAGCCCCAGCCCAGGGUGUUCCCAGCAGAGCCAGCACUGCUCACAUCCAACAACUCCAAAACUGGCAGUGACAUCAGGAAUGGGAAGUCGGAUCCAUGUCUACCCCAACGGAUCCUUGGCUAUUGAGGCAGUUACAGAAAAGGAUGCAGGUGAUUACCUGUGCGUCGCAAGAAACAGAAUCGGGGAGGAUCUGAUCCUGAUGAAAGUCAGCAUCGCAAUGGAACCAGCCAAGAUUGACCACAAGCAGCAGUUCAAGAAGCUGGUGCCGUACGGGAAGGGUUUCAGAGUGGACUGCAAGGCCUCGGGGUCACCCACCCCAGCAAUAUCCUGGGGCCUGCCGGAUGGGACGGUGGUGAACGACGCGAUGCUGGCGGACGACAGCGGGCACGGGGCUCGCAGGUACGUCCUGUUCCACAAUGGCACUCUGCACCUCAACAAAGCUGGAGUGGCAGAAGGAGGAGACUACACGUGCUACGCCCAAAACACCCUGGGGAGGGACGAGAUGAAGAUCCAUGUCACAGUCGUUGUGGCAGCCCCUCAAAUAAAGCACAACCACAAGACACACGUCGCAGUGACAGCUGGAGACACAGCCCAGCUGGACUGUGAGGCUGCUGGAGAGCCCAGGGCACAGAUAUUCUGGCUGCUGCCCUCCAGUGAGAUGAUCUCCUCGUCCACAGACAGGCACUCCCUGCACGCCAACGGCUCGCUGUCCAUCGGGCAGGCCGGCCUGCUGGAUGCUGGGGAGUACCUGUGCGUGGCUCGGAACCCUGGCGGGGACGACAGCAAGCUGUACAGGCUGGCUGUGGCUGCCAAACCCCCCAUCAUCAAUGGCCUACACAGGAACAAAACCAUCAUGAAGGUGACUGCAGUGAGGCACUCCAAGAAACACAUCGACUGCCGGGCAGAGGGGACACCUCCUCCCCAGAUUAUGUGGAUCAUGCCCGAUAACAUUUUCCUAACAGCCCCAUAUUACGGGAGCAGGGUUGUGGUGCACAAGAACGGGACACUUGAGAUUCGGAACAUCAGGCCCUCAGACACGGGAGAUUUUAUCUGUGUGGCACGUAACGACGGGGGAGAGACUGUGCUGGUGGUGCAGCUAGAAGUCACGGAAAUGCUACGGAGACCAAUGUUCAAAAACCCUUUCAACGAGAAAAUAAUAGCAAAACCUGGGAAGCCCAUCACACUGAACUGUUCUGUGGAUGGAAACCCUGCCCCGGAUAUAAGCUGGAUGCUGCCCAAUGGCACGUGGUUUUCCAGCAGCAUCAGGACACCCCAGUUUGUGACGGGGAGCAGCGGCACCCUGACCAUCGCCAGCGCCCAGAGCCAGCACGCCGGGCGGUACCGCUGCGCUGCGCGGAACCAGGUGGGCUACAUCGAGAAGCUGCUGCUGCUGGAGGUGGCCCAGAGGCCCAGGAUCCUGAGCCAGCCGGCAGGGCUGGUGCAGGGGGUCAGCGGGGAGCCCCUGGCCCUGCACUGCCCGGCCGAGGGCAGCCCCAGGCCCCGCGUGGCCUGGACGCUGCCCGGGGGCCGCGUGCUGCAGCGGCCGCAGCUCCGCGGGCGGCUCCUGCUGCUGGACAACGGCACCCUGCUCAUCGCGGCGGCCUCGCCCCUCGACACGGGCACCUACCUGUGCCGGGCCCACAACGAUGCCGGGCACUCCUCCCUCAGCGUCCCGGUCGUGGUCGCGGCCUACGCCCCGCGGAUCACGGGCAGACCGCCCCCGGCCAUCCACACCACGCCGGGGGCGGCCGUUCAGCUCCACUGCGUCGCGCUGGGCCUCCCCAAGCCAGAAAUCACCUGGGAGCUGCCUGACCGCUCCGUGCUCUCCACAGCUCACCAGGCCCGGGGCUCUGGGGGCGCACUGCUCCACCCCACGGGGACCCUGCUCCUGCAGAACCCCCAGCCCUCCGGUUCUGGCACGUACAGGUGCACAGCGAGGAACCCCCUGGGCACCGACACUGCAGCCACCUACGUCCAUGUCAUCUGA
Melospiza melodia melodia is the source of this 2107-nucleotide messenger RNA. RefSeq names its product immunoglobulin superfamily member 10-like. Lineage: Eukaryota; Metazoa; Chordata; Aves; Passeriformes; Passerellidae. Gene Ontology annotation, molecular function: axon guidance receptor activity. Gene Ontology annotation, biological process: homophilic cell-cell adhesion; synapse organization. The transcript is spliced from 3 exons. Gene Ontology annotation, cellular component: axon; plasma membrane; neuronal cell body. Bases 200 to 2107 code for a protein of 635 amino acids. The record is from RefSeq and is a predicted model, not a curated record.